Molecule: messenger RNA, 1738 nt
Organism: Anopheles nili
Lineage: Eukaryota; Metazoa; Arthropoda; Insecta; Diptera; Culicidae
Gene: Trf2
Product: TATA-box-binding protein
Exons: 3
Coding region: 1-1587 (528 amino acids)
Biological process (GO): DNA-templated transcription initiation
Molecular function (GO): DNA binding; general transcription initiation factor activity
Source: RefSeq, a predicted model, not a curated record
AUGGUGGGCAGCAAUUCCUUUAUCUCCAACGCCAUCAGCACCACCAGUGUGCCCAAUGGUAUUAGCGGUCGCAGUAACAGCAACAGCAGCAUCGCCGGCACUAGCACCGUCGUCGUGCAAAACGGCACUAGUCCAGGUAGCAAAACCGUAAUCGAUGCGAAUUCGGUCAAUACCGCUUCACUGGCAUUUGCAACCAGCAAUAAUGUGGUGAGCACUGCGAAAGGGAGUUAUCUUCGGCAGCAGCAGGGCAGCACUUCCGGUGUCAUUACUCCUGCGAUCGGCAACACGAGCAUUUUGGUGUCUCCGGGGGUGACCAAUCGAAUAGUUCCGAUUUCAAACCACAAAUCCAUCACAAGCGGAAUGAUCAAUCACAGCUCAUUGAUGUUUGCUACGGCUAAUCAUCAACAGCAGCUGUCGGUCCUUUCGAACGCAUCUCCAGUAGGCGAGGGAUCAGUUGAGAGGAAGCCGUUGUCAGCCAACAUCAAAAGCACUUGCAACGAUACUACCACGGCGUCCACUACCGUCUCUAGCAUCGUGGCCAGUACCAACGACAAGAAUAUUACCACCGGCACCGCCGCCACCACCACAACCAUCUCCACCCACGCUCCAUCCACCGAGCCCGACCCAGCGGGUACCACGGAGCUACCAUUGGAAACCAAAGAUGCGAUCCUGGAGAGCGAACCACAGGAAGAAGAACCGGAGAUCGACAUCGUUAUCAACAAUGUCGUCUGUUCGUUCAGUGUACGCUGUCAUUUGAAUCUACACGAAAUAGCACGUAACGCGAACAAUGUGGAGUUCCGGCGAGAGAACGGUAUGGUAACGAUGAAGAUACGCCGCCCGUACACCACCGCCUCAAUUUGGUCAUCCGGUAAAAUAACGUGCACCGGUGCUACAUCGGAGCAUCAGGCAAAAAUAGCAGCACGACGCUACUCCCGUUGCCUUCAGAAAUUAGGUUUUAAUGUUAGAUUUAGGAAUUUUCGUAUCGUGAAUGUGCUCGGCACUUGCAGCAUGCCGUGGGGAAUUAUGAUUGUAAACUUCUCGGAGAAGUACAAAAAGGAAGCCAGUUACGAACCAGAACUACAUCCAGGCGUGACGUAUAAGUUGCAAACCCCGAAAGCUACUCUGAAAAUAUUCUCAACCGGAAGCAUUACCGUCACUGCGGCAAGUGUGGCCUUCGUGCAAGCAGCAAUUGAGCAAAUAUUCCCACUGGUGUACGAGUUUCGUAAAAAACGUAACCCAACGGAAAAGCUGGAAGUAGUCAAGCAACCGCAAUCAUUCGAUACCUACGACGUCGACCACUUGAUAGAAGAAGACUGCGAAGGUGCAAUUGCGGAGGCUGAAGGGCUAGGGUACUGGAAUGGAACGUCUGGCGCAUCGCAACCCGAGGAACAGGUGGACGAUCUCGAGACGUUCGGUGAUGAUGAGGACGUCUGUACUCGUAACAACACCAAAGCAAUACAUAAAAUCAAUAGUAUUAGGCAAAACGGUAAGAAGCGUCGCAUGCGCCAGUUUCGUCCAUCUGGACGAGCUAUAAACGACGGAGACAGCAUGUCUGACGAUGAAUUGUGUGUUAGCGACAUCGAUUAGGGAUAGCGCAAUAGAAGGUACAGGAGCACGCCUACAAUCUGGAGGAACCGGUGCGAUCUUAUUGAUACGACUCUUGAUCAGCAUCUGUUCUAUCAGACCUAACUACUCACGCUCACACAUCUAAGGUAGACCUUCUUCUCGCCGACUUUUC